This is a messenger RNA of Camellia sinensis, 1375 nucleotides long. Its product is annotated as galactinol synthase 1. Gene Ontology annotation, molecular function: glycosyltransferase activity. The record is from RefSeq and is a predicted model, not a curated record. Lineage: Eukaryota; Viridiplantae; Streptophyta; Magnoliopsida; Ericales; Theaceae.
AUAGCAUACUCAACUAGGGUUUGUUAGUUUGCUUUGCCAAUACUCUUCAAAACUCCCACAUAUAAACACUAUCUUUCCAUAAUCCGAUUAUAUAUCCAAUGGCUCUACCAGAAGUUCCCAUCGAUACCUUUACGAACACCGGAAAGGUGUCGUUUGUGAACACCAGAGAUUCGGAGAGAGCUUUCGUGACGUUUUUAGCCGGAAAUGGUGACUACGUGAAGGGAGUGGUAGGUUUGGCAAAGGGGUUGAGGAAGGUGAAGAGUGCUUACCCUCUCGUGGUGGCGAUCUUGCCAGACGUGCCGGAGGACCACCGUGAGAUGUUGAGGUCUCAGGGUUGCAUUGUUCAUGAGAUUGAGCCAAUCUACCCACCUCAAAACCAUGUUCAGUUUGCUAUGGCUUACUAUGUCAUCAACUACUCCAAACUUCGUAUUUGGAAUUUCAAAGAGUACAACAAGAUGGUCUAUCUCGAUGCAGACAUUCAAGUUUUUGAAAACAUUGAUCAUCUAUUUGACAAGCCUGGUGGGCACUUCUAUGCUGUGAUGGACUGUUUUUGCGAAAAGACAUGGAGUUCCUCACCACAGUUCUCGAUUGGAUAUUGUCAACAAUGCCCGAAUAAGGUGACGUGGCCGGCUGAGAUGGGUUCACCCCCUCCCUUCUACUUCAAUGCUGGCAUGUUUGUGUUUGAACCUAACCAAUUGACUUAUGAAAGCCUUCUUCAGACUCUCCAAAUCACUCCACCAACACCCUUUGCGGAACAAGAUUUCUUGAACAUGUUUUUCCAAGACAUUUACAAACCCAUUCCUCUGAACUACAAUCUGGUUUUGGCAAUGUUAUGGCGCCACCCUGAGAACGUUGAGCUUGAAAAUGUUAAAGUAGUGCACUACUGUGCCGCUGGAUCAAAGCCAUGGAGGUACACGGGGAAAGAAGCUAACAUGGACAGAGAGGACAUCAAGAUGUUGGUUGCGAAAUGGUGGGAUGUUUACAACGAUGAGUCGCUUGAUUACAAACCCGAACAAGAUGCUUCUCCAGAGGGAGAGACCUUCUCAAGGUCCUCAAUCAUGGCUUCCAUGCCCGAGCCUGCAAUUUCCUUCAUCCCUGCACCUUCUGCAGCUUAGAAACCAUGAGAAAUGUCUCAAUGAGUACUCAAAAUUGGUUGUAACCAAUCCUUAUUAUGCUUGACUUUUUUAGGCUACUUAAAGCCUUUAUGUUUUGGUGAGACCUCACAAGGUUCAUCUAAACUCUUAAUGUAUCUGCUGUUUUGAAUGUGUGUCAACCAGCAAAGAAAUGAAACUAAUAUAUGUGAAAAAACAAAUAACAACUUUGUUGUAUAAUUUGUGCAUCUUGGCUUAAAUAUGUAUUAAUUUCAAUUUGGGGA